AUGCCGGUGUACGACGACCCCGGGCUCUGCAAGUGGCUUCUCAGCAACAUCGCGGCCUCGGUACCUUUGGAGAUCAAGCGGUCGUCUCUCAUCACACCCAACACCUGCAUACACCAAGAGAGCGACGGACCGACCAGGAGCGAACACUACCACACCAAGGAGUUCCGGCACACGGGGGACGACUGCACCGUGGGCACGCACUCGGGCCUGUUUCUAUCGGACGCAGAUGAGGGGUUUGGGGGGCUGCGGGCCGGGGAGGAGAUCUACAACGCGGCGCCGGUGAUGUGGGCGGUUUCGUCCCAUACGCACCCGUCCAUCUGCAACUUUUGCUUUGGGGACCAAGACGAGGAGCGGGCGAUGGGUGGGCAACCACGGACGCGGGGACCGGUCUUGCUCUGCGCGAAGUGCAAGGUCGCGCGGUUCUGUUCCCGGGACUGCCAAAAAAAAGCCUGGGAGGACUGGCACAAGGACGAGUGUGGUCUGCUCCGGGAGCGACCCGGGAUGGGUCUCGUGGAGCUUCUGGUGUGCCGACUGCUCUUUUGGCAGCAACGCAAAAUCCUGCGUGUGGGCGAGUCGACGUGUCUGCAACGCAUGGGGGGUAACUUUGAGAAGUGGCUGGCGGAGCCCGGCGCGGCCAAGCGACUGGAGACCUCGGCGUUGGAGAUCUGGAAGGCCGUGGGGGAAGAGGGGCCGCUUUCGCUGCCGUGGCGGCUUCUACGGGUUUUACCUUGCAACAUUCUCCCACUGAGGAAGCCGAGCAAGAACACGAUGGUGGGGCUCGUGCUGGAGCUGGUCGGCGCGCAGAUCAACCACUCGUGCGAUCCCAACGCCUUCAUGAUCUUCGAGGGCGGCGAGAUUCGGGUCCGGUCGCUGCGGGACAUCGCGCCGGGCGAGGAGAUCACGGUGUGCUAUAGCGACCCUAUAGGCAACACCAUGGAGAGGCUGAAUCGGCUGCUGUUGCAUCAUGCCUUUUCCUGUCGUUGUAUUUCAGGCUCCCGCUGCUCGCUCGACCUGCACGCCCAACGGACAAUCUGCAACACCCCCGACUGUGUGAGCCGCUUCUACCAAGCCCAGGUCGACAUGUUCGUCGCCCUGCGGCAAUACCUGAAAGCGUCCCACUACUCGGCCGACAGCGGCUGGGUUCGGCACGAUGUGGCUGCCCUUGAGGUCCGCAUCGAUGUCAUCCGCGCGUCCGUCGCCGUCUCCCCCGCCGGCCACCCCUGGCCCGACGAUCUGGAGCCGAUGCCGGAGAUGCACCAGAAACUGGCCAUGUUGUACCUUGAACAAGGCAAUCCCCUAUCCGCCCUGCGCUGCGCCCUGAGGGGCUGUAUGUUGCGCUUCCAUCGCCACGGCCCCGAGUGGAUCAACUCUAUGCGCGAUGUCAUGAUGCCCGUGUUGUUAACAGUCGGAGCGAUGCCGGCUGAUGCACCGGCAUUCCAGCGCGAUCCCAGCUGGGACCUGACGCCGACGGACAUCCAGACAGUCACGUACGGGUAUAUACAUGAGGUAGCCCGGGAAGCGCAGACCGCGUUUGGAAUGGACUCGGAGUAUGCGGGGAGCUUGGAUUCAUUAUCAUCAUCGUCGGCGGGACGUACUGGGUUGAGGAUUUGGACGAGGAGUUUUGUGGAGGAGGAGUAUGAGCCAGCUCAGAGGAAGCUGUUAGCCUGGGCUGGGGUGCCGCUGGAUUAUGGGGUGAAAAUGACGGUUUCUGGGAAUGAGCAGGGAGAGGAGACGGGUUUGGCGGAAACUUUGGGUUAA
Dichotomopilus funicola is the source of this 1758-nucleotide messenger RNA. RefSeq lists its product as uncharacterized. The transcript is spliced from 5 exons. Gene Ontology annotation, cellular component: nucleus. NCBI's taxonomy places the organism in Eukaryota, Fungi, Ascomycota, Sordariomycetes, Sordariales, Chaetomiaceae. Bases 1 to 1758 code for a protein of 585 amino acids. The record is from RefSeq and is a predicted model, not a curated record. Gene Ontology annotation, molecular function: protein binding.